AUGAAGCUGCAGUCAGAGGAAGUGAAGUCAUUUGAUGACUACUUCCUGAAGCUGCGUUUGGACACCAACACACGGAACCCGUGGUUCCCAGAGUUCUGGCAGUACCGCUUCCAGUGCCGGCUGGCCGGACAUCCACAGGAAAUGAAGAAAUACAAGAAAGUCUGCUCCGGUGAGAACCACUAAUAAACUACAUUACCCAGAGUCAUGAUGAAUUAGCAGGGUUUAGGUUGGGAGGAGGAAGGUUAUAUUUUGACCACAAUGUCAAUACAUGAUGAGUUAGGCUGGGAUAACAUGAAUAGUUAAUCUUAAUGUUUUGAAAUAGCAAUUGUAUGAUAAUGAUAUUGAGGUCUCCCUUUUUCCCCCUUUCCAAAUACUCUCUCUGCUUGCGAACAAAAGGUGAUCUAGGUAAACUGAGUUGUUGCCCCACCAAAAUCACUAACAUAUUUUUUAUGGAUAUUAUUCACAACAAAUCACAAUUAACAUACCGAUUAGAUGUAUUACCUGAAACAAUGCUCAAUAAGCAUGCUUUCAAACAUUUUGUUAGAAAAGCUUUUCUAAGUAUUGAUGUUGUUGUGAGUGUGUUCACCUCAACAUUUAGGUAUUAUACAUGUACUACUUUGUAAUACCUGACUCUCUUAAGACUUAUUAAGUAAACCAAUAUGGGUUGAUCUAAGAUAGUUUGCUGUAUCUCAUGUUAUGUUCUCUUCCUAAAGAUCUCCAAGGUGGUAAGUGUAUAUUUCAGGAUUAAGGAGAUGAUGACUUUACCUGCACUUGCAUCGUACUGUAUAAGCACAUCACUUCACUUCGGCAAGACUUGUAGAGUUUGACUGGUGCCAGCUCUGAGGAUCAUGUUGGCCUCUUGUUCUACCUCUAGACCAGUGAAAUAAAUAGAAAGCUCCAAAUUGGCUGCUGUGUUCGGAGAAAGCCUUUGGUAGGGUCAAAUCAGUCAAACUCUACUGUACAAGCUCUUGGGUUGUUUUUUUGAAAGUACUGCAAUGUGGAGGGAGCACAAGGAAGAAUGAGUCACUGAAACACCCCUUUCAGUAGAACACCACGGUAACGGUAUGAGAGCGAUGUGUUCUAUACCCCCUCUGCUGCCUAUCUGCAUGAUCACCACAGACAAAAUACGGCCAUUUUGUAAAUGUAUAGAGAAACAAUAGGAAAAUAUGGAGAGAAAAUGGAUUGAGAUUUAAGCAGUUAAACAUUCACGGAGUAGCACCUCAGGUACAGUAUGAUAAUAGGGUGAAUGAAUGUAUCUUUUAAAAAAUGUCACUAUUAGUGCUAUGGUUGCCCUAUUCCCUGUGCUUUGUUAAUGUCCACCUUUGAUUUGCCAGUUGUAUUGCCUGACAAUGCUUUCAGCUGGCUGAUCAAAAAUGCUUGUUACACAAUAUGGUGUCCACAGACUUAACUGUUUCUCCCUCAAGAUUCCUCCAAGUUCUGUAUCCUUUGGAAGAAAAUAAGCCUUUGAACACCUUAUUGUGAUCUACUGUAUGGUGUGUGCCAAUUCUAUUGUGCUGCAAAAGAGAGAUGUUUUUGUUGUAUGUUUUGAUCCAAUUAUAAUUCAAAACUCAGUUCUUUAUGGGUAGGAGAAGGUUAGUUGUAUAAUUCUCUUGUGGUACAAUAUUGUUUGUGACAAAAUGUUCACAUUGAUACGGCAUUGUAAAUCCAGCACAAACAAACAAAAUGUUCGCCCUCCUUAGAAAAACAACAUCAACCAAUCCCCCAUUUUGACAUUCUGUAAAUUUCUCACCAAUCCCUAGGCAACGAGAGUCUUCAUGAGAACUACGUCCAGGACAGUAAGAUGGGCUUCGUCAUUAAUGCCAUCUAUGCCAUGGCCCACGGUCUCCAUGACAUGCACAGUGAGCUGUGCCCUGGCCAGCCAGGCCUGUGUGAGGCCAUGGACCCCAUCGACGGCAGCAAGCUGCUGGACUACCUGCUUAAGACCACCUUCAGAGGGGUAUCAGGGGAGGAUGUGUACUUCGACGAGAACGGGGACACUCCUGGCAGGUGAGGGACAUGGAUGGAGUAGGAGGAGAGGAGGUGGCGAAAGGAGGAGGAGGAAGAGGGGGAUGGGGGGGUUGCUAUGGAGAAUUGUUGGUGAGCAGAUUUUGUGUGAAAUGACUAUGAACACAUAUGUAUGGGCAUACGUACACACACACACACACAACGUACACACACAAUGUACACACACACACACACACACACACACCUUAACCACUCAGAAUGAAUGCCUAAACUGUUAACCUUUGAGUUAUUUUUAUUUUAACCCUGUAACCACACAGAUUUAACCCUUUAACCACACGGAAUUAACGCAUCGAAAAUAAUAUGUCGAAUUUCGAAGGGAAAAUAUGAGAUCUUGUUGCCAGCCAGCUACAGAUAGUCCCUGAAAGACAGGUGAAAAACACCCCCAGUCAUCUGUUUUUCAGCUAGAGAUCAGAGCUAGUACUUAGGCAUGGCCUCAUAAUCAAAAUAGAUCUGGGUUCUAAUCCCAAAUUGGACGUUCUGUACCCCUCUAAGUGGCUUUACCUGAAAUUGCUUGGCAAAACUUCCAACUAUAUAGUCUGUAAGAUGUUAAAGUGAUUGAAUAAAGGGGUCUGCUCUAAGCAAGGGAUUUAGGGGUUAUCAUUAAAUCACCUGCCACUUAUUCACUCUUAAUUUAUCCCUUUCUCUCUUUCUCAAUUUUGCCCUUGCUCGGUGUCUUUCUCUCUCUCUCCCGUAAUCUCUCCCUGUCCCUCUCCAUUUAUCUCACCCUCUCCAUGUCUCCCCCCCCCCCCCCCCCCCCCCACUCCCUCUCUCUCUCACCCCUUCACCCUCUCCUCUCCCCCUCUCAGGUAUGACAUCAUGAAUCUGCAAAGUGUGGGAGACGGUAGCUAUGACUACCAGCAGGUGGGCUCAUGGCACGAGGGCAUUCUGAACAUCGAUGACUGGAAGCUGUGGAUGAACAACAGUGACAUGGUCCGCUCCGUCUGCAGCGAGCCCUGCUCCAGGGGACAGAUCAAGGUACAGACACUGAAAAACCACGCUGAGCCAGGUUGGGCCAGGGUGGAUUGGGAUAGGUCCUGAACCAGUCCGUCAGGAAUACCCAGAAUCCAGUUUAGUGCACAACUACUUUGACUAUGUUUGUGCUUUAAUGAUUUUGUUUAAUCUUAUUUUAACUAAGUUUGCUCUGUAAAUUGAUCCCUAGCUUAGGAAUUGAUGAGCAGAUUUAGUUCCUGGUUGAAAAGGUAUAAUUUCAUUGUGUAUUAACACAAUGCAGUGGAGCCUAUAUUAUCUUGAGGAAACACCUUGAGUCUCUCCAACCAGGGCCAAUGUUAUUCAGCCUGGCCAUAAGACCCCCAUAGGGAGCAUGCACACUCUCCUGUCUGCUUUAGCUGGGCAAGCAACAGCUUUGUUUACAGUGCUGUGCAUCACCCUGUUUUACAUAUCACUGCUCUGGUAACAUACACUCUAGGAACAGGACAAAGUAAAUGCAGCUGAGCUUGUCUAUUGGAAUAUAAUUUGUGUGCGGCUAAGGAAAAACUGUUACACCAUAUAGGUUAUUAUAAAAUGCACCUGACUUGACUUAUUAAUUUUAGCUCCAAGUGGCGCUUCAACUUGCACCAUCAAGGCCAUAUUAGACGCUAAUACCCAUCUUUAUAUCUGAUUGCGGUUAGUGCUGUGUGGGUGUGGGGGUUGUGAUUUGUUGUGGUUUGGGUAUUGGUAUUGUUUUGACUGAGAGCUUGUGACCUCUGACCUCUUUGUGAUCAGGUGAUCAGGAAGGGCGAGGUGAGCUGCUGCUGGAUCUGCACUACCUGUAAGGACAACGAGAUUGUCCGGGAUGAGUUCACCUGUCAGGCCUGUGACCUGGGCUGGUGGCCCGAUGACGAGCUGGAAGGUAACUAACUAACUAACUAACUAACUAACUAACUAACUAACUAACUAACUGGGAACUAUCUAUUUAUGUGCCAUAAUAACUGACUACAUGGCUCUACCUAGCUGUAGCUCCCCCAGCUCCUACCCCCUCUAACCCUACUAUCUUCUCUAACCUGUAUGUCUGGCACAAUACACAAAUUCAUAUAAUUUCAUAGCUCGCAUCCACCUGUGGGCUGCCACUCAAAAAUAAGAAGUUUUAAAAAGUACACAAAUACAAAGCAUUGAUCACCAUGAUCAUACCACAGAGCCAAAAAGUAACAAUACAUUUAGUGUGUAAAGAAAAAAAAGAAGAAACAUAUUCUAUUCUUGACACAAUACAUUAUUUACUAUUCAGUUCUAUUGAGUACAAAAUAAUCUGAAACACAACCAAAACAAACAGCACAUGCAUUCAACAAAUUUGUAGAGUCACAAGCUUGAUGUAGUCAUUGCAUGCUAUAGUACACACAUAAGUGAAUUUGUUCCAAUACUUAUGGUCCCCGAAAAUGGGGGGACUAUGUACCAAGAGUGCUGUCAUUUCUAAUAUGGAUUAAAAUACCCUCAAAUUAAAGCUGACAGUCUGCACUCUAACCUCACAGUCAUUGUAUCAUAACCAAAGUGCUGGAGUGCAGAGCCAAAACAACAACAAACUUGUCACUGUUCCAAUACUUUUGGAGCUCACUAUAUUUCUCCAUAUUCUGUUCCAGUUACUUUUUUAAUGGCUAGCUCAGAAUAUGAGAUUUCCAAAAGUUGCUCAUAUAUUAUAGAGAUCAGUCCUUUUGGGAGCCCAGAUCAUUUAUUUAGAAAUGCCAUCAUUGGAUGGUUCAGUUAUUGGGUUUCCCAAGGGACCAUAGAACAAAGGAGUUGCCUGGUAAUGUAUAUGUGUCUUUCAAAUCUUGGAAUGUUCUCAAACCAUUACUGCCCGUGAUAUCAGCAAGGAUACAGAUUCCACAUUUGGACCAUUGGGUGGAUGUAAAAGGCCGCCCUCCAGAUCGCAAAGCCUUAUUGUGAAAUAUUGGAGUGUGGGCAUGUCAUUUUGAUUUCCAGUUACGUUGUUUUUCAAUUUUCCACCAAAUAGAGAUUGUGUAAGCAAUAAUAGAACCAAAGCGUAGUUUACAUUGUUUAAGGGAUAUAUAUCAGUGAAGACCACCGCUUCCAGGGCAAUAGGAGACACCAUAUUUCUUUCUAUACUCAGCCAGGGGAAGGAAGAAUCAUGUCUAAACCAAUUUAGGAUGGGAUGAAAUGCUAAUGCCUGGAAAUACAAUUGAAUGUUUGGUACGGAUAGUCCUUCUACGUCUUUCCCUCUUUGUAAGUUUGUUAAUUUUAUCCGGUAUCGCUUACCUUGCCAUAUAAAUUUUUUAACCGAACUAUGGAUUUUAUCCCAAUAGCCUGAAGGGGAAGACAAGGGAAACAUUGAACUACAGAAAUUCAGCUGUGGCAAUAUAUUAGUUUUGACAAUAGAUAUUUUGCCGGUUAAAGCAACUGGAUUGUUAGCCCAUCUGCUGAGGUCGGAUUGAAUUGAUUUGAGUGUUCUGUUAAAGUUUCUAGCAAUGGUUUUAUCUAAGGUCUAGAUAAAGUAGAUAUCGUCAGCGUAUAAUGAGAUGACGUGAUCUGUAAAAUUGAGAGAUAUUGGUGUAAUUUCUGUUGAUUGUAUAAUUGCCUGGGCCGGGGGCUCCAUAGACAAUAACAAUUGCAGAGGUGUGAUGGGAUCACCUUGCCUGCUACUUCUAGUAAUUCUGAAUGGAACAGAGCAGGUACUGCCUGUUAUUACUAUGGCUGACGGAUUGGCAUAUAGUAUUUUAAUCAUAUUAAUGAAAUUGGAGCCAAGUCCCCUAUGUUCCAAAACCAACCAAAGAUAUUAACAUUCUAGUCUAUCAAAAGCUUUUUCUGCGUCGAGAAAUAGAACUGCCCAAGGAGCUUUGGUUUCUGAUGAAGGAUAUACAGUUGAAGUCGGAAGUUUACAUACACCUUAGCAAAAUACAUUUAAAUUCAGUUUUUCACAAUUCCUGACAUUUAAUCCUAGAGUUAGGAUCACCACUUUAUUUUAAGAAUGUGAAAUGUCAGAAUAAUAAUAGAGAGAAUGAUUUCUUUCAGCUUUUAUUUCUUUCAUCACAUUCCCAUUGGGUCAGAAGUUUACAUACACUCAAUUAGCAUUUGGUAGCAUUGCCUUCAAAUUGUUUAACUUGGGUCAAACGUUUCGGGUAGCCUUCCACAAGCUUCCCACAAUAAGUUGGGUGAAUUUUGGCCCAUUCCUCCUGACAGAGCUGGGGUAACUGAGUCAGGUUUGUAGGCCUCCUUGCUCGCACACGCUUUUUCAGUUCUGCCCACAAAUUUUCUAUAGGAUUGAGGUCAGGGCUUUGUGAUGGCCACUCCAACACCUUGACUUUGUUGUCCUUAAGCCAUUUUGCCACAACUUUGGAAGUAUGCUUGGGGUCAUUGUCCAUUUGGAUGACCCAUUUGCGACCAAGCUUUAACUUCCUGACUGAUGUCUUGAGAUGUUGCUUCAAUAUAUCCACAUCAUUUUCCUUCCUCAUGAUGCCAUCUAUUUUGUGAAGUGCACCAGUCCCUCCUGCAGCAAAGCACCCCAACAGCAUGAUGCUGCCGCCCCCGUACUUCACGGUUGGGAUGGUGUUCUUCGGCUUGCAAGCAUCCCCCUUUUUCCUCCAAACAUAACGAUGGUCAUUCUGGCCAAACAGUUCUAUUUUUGUUUCAUCAGACCAGAGGACAUUUCUCCAAAAAGUACGAUCUUUGUCCCCAUGUGCAGUUGCGAACCGUAGUCUGGCUUUUUUAUGGCGGUUUUGGAGCAGUGGCUUCUUCCUUGCUGAUUGGCCUUUCAGGUUAUGUCGAUAUAGGACUCGUUUUACUGUGGAUAUAGAUACUUUUGUACCUGUUUCCUCCAGCAUCUUCACAAGGUCCUUUGCUGUUGUUCUGGGAUUUAUUUGCACUUUUCGCACCAAAGUACAUUCAUCUCUAGGAGACAGAACGCGUCUCCUUCCUAAGCGUUAUGACGGCUGCAUGGUCCCAUGGUGUUUAUACUUGCGUACUAUUGUUUGUACAGAUGAAUGUGGUACCUUCAGGCAUUUUGAAAUUGCUCCCAAGGAUGAACCAGACUUGUGGAGGUCUACAAUUUUCUUUCUGAGGUCUUGGCUGAUUUCUGUCAAGCAAAGAGGCACUGAGUUUGAAGGUAGGCCUUGAAAUACAUCCACAGGUACACUUCCAAUUGACUCCAAUGAUGUCAAUUAGCCUACCAGAAGCUGGAAUUUUCCAAGCUGUUUAAAGGCACAGUCAACUUAGUGUAUGUAAACUUCUGACCCACUGGAAUUGUGAAACAGUGAAUUAUAAGUGAAAUAAUCUGUCUGUAAACAAUUGUUGGAAAUAUUACGUGUGUCAUGCACAAAGUAGAUGUCCUAACCGACUUGGCAAAACUAUAGUUUGUUAACAAGAAAUUUGUGGAGUGGUUGAAAAACGAGUUUUAAUGACUCCAACCUAAGUGUAUGUAAACUUCCGACUUCAUCUGUAAUAUAUGUAAUAGACAAUGGAGGUUAUCUGAGAAUAAUAGUUUUUUACCAAUUUAGGUUAAUACGUUUUGAGAUGGGACGACAGAAGUUUAGAAGAUAUUUUAAUAUCUGAUGUACUGAUUUCUAUACUCUUAUUCUCUCUGUUUCACUCUGUCACGCCCUGACAUAGAGUUCGCAAGUUGGUUUGGUCAGGGUGUAAAUAUCUAUGUAUGUGAAUAUCUAUGUUGUGUAUUUCUAUGAUGGCCGGGUGUGGUUCCCAAUCAGAUGCAGCUGUCGAUCGUUGUCUCUGAUUAGGGAUCAUACUUAGGUAGCCAUUUUGCCUACCUAUGUUGUGGGAUCUUGACUCUUGUUUGGCAUGUUUGUGUGUAGCCAUUGUGAGCUUCACGUUACGUUGCUUUUGUUGUUUUGUCGUGUGUUAACUUAGUUAAUAAACAUGUAUGCAUUCCACGCUGCACCUUGGUCCAAUCCUGUAUUCAACGAACGUGACAGAAGAUCUCACCACCAACGGACCAAGCAGCAUGCCCAGGAGGAGCAAACACCCUGGACACAGCGGGACGCAACAUUGGUAGAUGUCCUCCUCGGUUGGGGGAAAAUUACAGAGGAGUAAGCCGUCCGUUACGGUGAGGUAAUGGAGGAGGUCUGGAGUCCGGAUCAACGGCGCUGACGACGAAUGAAGCCCGAGAGACAGCCCCAAGAAAAUGUUGGGGGGGGGGGGGGGGGGGGGCACACGGGGUGGUCGACGAAGCAGCAGGAGGCCGUGAAAGGGCUGACUGUGGAGGAGGAGGCCGCUAUUGUAGAGGUCCUCCAAGACCUGCGGAUCAGCAGUAUGAGAGAGGAGGCCACCACAUUACGGGGGCUGUUAGAGAAGAGGGAGCAGGAGCUCUCACUUCAGAAGGAGGCGCUGCAGGAGGCCCAAAGGGAGAAGGAAUUAGUGGAUGCACGGAGAGAGGAGCUGGCCAGGCAAGAGCUGGCAGAGCCAACUCCCCGUACUCAUUUACAUUUUAGUCAUUUAGCAGACGCUCUUAUCCAGAGCGACUUACAGUUAGUGAAUACAUUUUUUUUUUUUAUACUGGCCCCCCGUGGGAAUCGAACCCACAACCCUGGCGUUGCAAACGCCAUGCUCUAUCAACUGAGCUACAUCCCUGCCGGCCAUUCCCUCCCCUACCCUGGACGACACUGGGCCAAUUGUGAGCCGCCCAUGAGUCUCCCAGUCACGGCCGGCUGCGACAGAGCCUGGAUUCGAACCAGGAUCUCUAGUGGCACAGUUAGCACUGCGAUGCAGUGCCUUAGACCACUGCGCCACUCAGGAGCUGUAAGGAGAGUGGUGUUCAUUGACGAACCAAGUUAUGCGGAGAUACGCACUGUGUCGCCAGUGCGCUUUCACAGCCCAGUGCGUCCUGUGCCAGCGCCCCGCACAUGCCGUGCGAAAGUGGGCAUCCAGCCAGGACGGGUUGUGCCAGCUUUACACUCCAGACCUCCAGUGCGCCUCCACGGUCCAGUAUAUCCUGCUCCGGUUCUACGCACUGUGUAACCAGUGCGCCUCCCCAGACCGGUACGCCCCGUACCUGCUCCCCGCACCAAACCAGUGGUGCGUGUCUCCAGUCCGGUACGGCCCAUGCCUGCUCCUUGCACCGAACUAGUGGUGCUUGUAUCCAGUCCUGUACGGCCCGUACCUGCUCCCCGCACCAAACCAGUGGUGCGUGUAUCCAGUCCAGUAUGGCCCGUACCUACUCCCCUCACCAAACCAGUGGUGCGUGUCGCCAGCCCGGUACGCCCCGUGCCUGCUCCCCGCACCAAACCAUUGGUGCGUGUCGCCAGCCUGGUACACCCCGUACCUGCUCCCCGCACCAAACCAGUGGUGCGUGUUUCCAGUCCGGCACGGCCCGUGCAUGCUCCUCGCACCAAAUCGGGGGUGCGUGUCUCCAGUCUGGUAUGUCCCGUGCCUGCUCCUCGCACCAGACCAGUGGUGCGUGUUCCCAGCCCGGUGCGGCCCGUGCCUGUUCCUCGCACCAGACCAGUGGUGCGUGUCCCCAGCCCGGUACGGCUGGUGCCAGAGCAGUCCGCUCCACCGGUGCCUGGUCUAGCUCCGGUCAGCUGCUCCACUCCAGUGCCAGAGCAGUCCGCUCCACCGGUGCUUAGUCCAGCUCUGGUCAGCUGCUCCACUCCAGUGCCAGAGCAGUCUGCUCCACCGGUGCCUAGUCCAGCUCCGGUCAGCUGCUCCACUCCAGUGCCAGAGCAGUCCGCUCCACCAGUGCCUGGUCUAGCUCCGGUCAGCUGCUCCACUCCAGUGCCAGAGCAGUCCGCUCCACCGGUGCCCAGUCCAGCUCCGGUCAGCUGCUUCACUCCAGUGCCAGAGCAGUCUGCUCCUCCACCGGUGCCAAGUCCAUCUCCGGUCAGCUGCUCCACUCCAGUGCCAGAGCAGUCUGCUCCACCGGUGCCUAGUCCAGCUCCGGUCAGCUGCUCCACAAAUUACAUUGCUUUUGUUGUUUUGUCGUGUGUUAACUUAGUUAAUAAACAUGUAUGCAUUCCACGCUGCACCUUGGUCCAAUCCUGUAUUCAACGAACGUGACACUAUCACCUAAAGACAUUACUCUCUCUGUCAUGUGCUCUGCCUUCCCCAACUCUUCUCUCCUUUCAUCUCAACUACUGCUCUCUAUCUGUCUCUCUGUCUCUCUGUCUCAUCUUCCUCCUCUUGGUGCCUUCCCCUCCCUCUUGCCUUCUCUUCUCAGCUCUCUCUCUCUCCACUCUUCCCGCUUCCCCCUCUGUGCCUUCCCCCUGACCCAGGCAUUGUUUUGUCAGCGAUUCGAGCUGACGGGAGCUCUCUCUUCUCCUCUCACAGCUGCUAGGUGAAAAAACCCAUUAGCUCUUUUAGAGGACACAGGUAGAUUUCCAACAGUUUGUCGUCUGAGAUGAAAUUCCCCUCUUUCCUGUGAGUCCCUAAGCAUGUCUGGGGAAUACUAAUAGGGAAUAUAAUUCCCAGAUCCGAGUGGAAAAGUGGAAAGGUGGCUAUUUUUAUGACUCGUCAUUCUUACUGGGGAAACCAACGUUUAGAGAAGGGAAGGUGUUGUGAACUUGACGAGCGAGGAAGUGGUGUGAGUCUUUUAUAAGUAAUGUUGAAAUUAUUCAAAGAUCUACUUACAGCUUUGACAGGAUUGUGUAGGGAAGAGAAAUAAGGGAUUUGAAGAUUUUUGAGAGCGAGGAUGAUGAUAAAUGCAUUUCAUAUUUGCCUCCCUUUUCCAUUGCCGGUGUGUGAGCCUGAUGCCUUGAUAAACUAAGCUUGGAGGCCAGAAAUGUAAAAAUGAUUGUGAUUUGGGUUAUGAGAACUAAAUGAUGCUGGUUGUGGUGGCAUAGACGUAGGCAGGGCUAGUCUGUGGUGGUGCUGUAAUGCUAUUAGCUUGGAGCGCUGUGUAAUACAAGGGUUUUAAGCUGAGUCUGGGGACGUCACUUUCCUCCUAUUAAGCCCUUGCGAGUCUCAGUGUGUGUCUGAUGACAAAUCACCACCAAUGCGACAUGAUGGACAGCUACACACACAGACACACACACACACACACUGACUGACACACACACACAUACACACUUUACGCUGCAGCAUAAGCAUGAGAGGAAAAUCGGACAGAUUUGGACCGUGUGUUCUUGAGUAAUUCUUCAGUCUACCCAUGUUCCCAUCUUUUCCAUUUACAGAGCUUCCUAUUUCUUUUCCACAAUUUACAUGCUUCAAUUAUUAGAUAGACAACAAUAGCAUCUCUCCUUUCCUCUGUCCUCUGCAGGUUGUGUGCCCCUGCCUCUGAAUUACCUGGACUGGUCAGACGUGGAAUCCAUAGUGGCAGUGUGUUUGUCCUGUGUGGGCAUCCUGGUCACCCUCUGGGUCAUCUUAAUCUUCGUGGUGUACCGCGACACGCCCGUGGUCAAGUCGUCCAGUCGUGAGCUGUGUUACAUCAUCCUGGUGGGCGUCUUACUGGGUUACAUCUGCCCCUUCACCCUGAUCGCCUAUCCCACCGUGGGAUCCUGCUACCUGCAGCGUCUCCUAGUCGGCCUCUCGGCUGCCAUGUGCUACUCCGCCCUGGUCACCAAAACCAACCGCAUUGCCCGCAUCCUGGCCGGCAGCAAGAAAAAGAUCUGCACCAAGAAGCCCCGCUUCAUGUCGGCCUGGGCCCAGGUAUUCAUCUCCUUCUUCCUCAUCAGCCUGCAACUCAUCCUGGAGAUAACCCUGAUCAUCCUGGAGCCGCCCUUGCCCGUCAAGUACUACCCUAGCAUCCGCGAGGUCUACCUCAUCUGUAACACUAGCACGGUGGGCAUGGUGGCACCGCUGGGCUACAACGGCCUUCUCAUCAUGAGCUGCACCUACUACGCCUUCAAGACGCGCAACGUCCCGGCCAACUUCAACGAGGCCAAGUACAUCGCCUUCACCAUGUACACCACCUGUAUCAUCUGGCUGGCCUUCGUGCCCAUCUACUUCGGCUCCAACUACAAGAUCAUCACCACGUCCUUCUCCGUGAGCCUGAGCGUCACCGUGGCGCUGGGGUGCAUGUUCUCGCCCAAGAUGUACAUCAUCAUCGCCAAGCCGGAGAGGAACGUGAGGAGCGCCUUCACCACGUCUGAUGUAGUCAGAAUGCAUGUGGGAGACGGCCAGGCGGCUCAGCAGAGCAAGAGCAUUCUCAACAUGUUCCGUAGGAAGAAGAACAGACAUGGAAGCACCAAGUGAGUAACCUUCAGUGAUGUUCAGAACUCAGGUCCUAGAGAUGAGGGCAUAUAGAAGGACAGAAUAGGGCCUGCACACUCAUUUGGAUCCAAAAGUUGUCUUGUGACUACAUUUAACAUGUGUUUGUAGUCCCUACUCUGUCAUUCUACUGUUUUCUGCCCAAAUAUGAUGACAUAUAAUGUGUGUUUGACUAUACAUUUUCUUGGUAGAUUAGCCAAUUAGAAACUAAAUGUGAUAGAUAUUCACAGAUUCACAGAUGUAAUGCUGAGGUAAUAUAUGUUGAUUUAACUCAGAACUGGGCGUAUCUUCAAAGCUAGUCCAAUUGCAAGAUUAACACAAAAUAAUGAGAGCGUAUACUUUAUGUAUGAUGAUUAAAGAAUAGAUUUAAAGUGGAUUCCUAAUAGGCGUUCCACAGCAAAGAUACUGACAGUAAGGAUUGAGACGGGAGAUGAGAGAAUGUUGUCUGAGUGUUGUCUCUCACCAUUGCUCUAAUAUGCCCCUCUCAAACUCUUCCAACAGACAGAGGUUGACUCUGACAGGCUAAUGUUUAGACACAGGGCUUGGCAAACUCCUAUCCUUGAGGACUGCGGUGUCUUUGGAAAAUAAGGGCUCAGUGGUUAGUAGGAGGAGGGUCUACUAAUCUUUCUUUAUAGCUCCAGACUGGUUGGUGAUUACAAGGUAUGAAUGACAGCCAGGAGACACUGCAGCCUUCAAGGGAAGGAGAUGUGCACACCCCUGGUUUAGGCACUUUUGGUUUGUCCUGAAUUGCCCUCACAUUUAUCCCAGUUUGAAGCAUGAAUGCCUCUCUGUCUCCCUCACUAAUCAUAUAAGAGAUACAAAUCUAACCUAGCCUGCUAUGCACAGCACUAAAACCUUGUGUCAUGACUUUUUGUCAGACAGUACAGGCACCAGAAACAUUUUGCAAGUGCAUGUUGCCCAUCUCAGCUUGAUAAGGACUUACUGUAGAUAGACAGGUCUACAUUUGGUGGAUGGCUCAAAAUACUUUGAAUUCAGCCAUCUAGGAUUCAUAAUUCUGUUCAAACAGAACAUUAUGAAAUUAUGAAUCACUAAGUAUUUAGUUAAGUGCGCAGAAUGAUUAUUAAAAGCAUUGCCUCUUAGAAUUAAUGAAUGACCCACAGAACUGCUGCCUCUUAAUGUCGUUAAAACGUAUUUAAAGAAUUUUAACAUACAUAUAGAAAUGUUGAAAUGCUGCUGUUAUGUUCUAUUGUGCUAUAUUGUUGUUGUUGUUGUCUAACCCUUCCCCCGGGUUGUCUCCGUCAGUAACGGCAGUCUUUAUCUCGUUCAUAGUUCUAAUGGCAAGUCUGUGUCAUGGUCUGAACCAGGUGCAAGACACCCUCAGAGGGGGGGGAAUGUGUGGCACAGACUGUCUGUGCAUGUGAGGAAACAGGAAGCCGGCUCGAAUCAGACGGCGGUCAUCAGGCCCCUAACUAACGCCACCGUCGACCCCCACAGCUGCGACCCCCGCCACCACCACCACGGCCCUGGCACCAAGGCUCUGUACAACCUGGCGGAGGAGGAGGGCGAGGGGGGGGAAACACGCCCUCUCUGGACUCCCCCCCACUCCCACUCUGGAACGCUCCACGGGCAGGACUCGGAGGAGCCACCCUCUUAUUCUCACUUAACGGACUGUACCACCGAGCAUUUGCAGGGGGCGAUGGUGGACACGUACAGCUCCAAUGUCCCUGGAUUUAACGACACAAUGGGUGCCUCCGGCAUUCAGGCCAGCUCCACCAACCAACUCCAAAGUUUCACCUCCUCUCAGCUUUCCCAUCCCCUGCAAGGGGGGGCUUCUUUUGGAGAGGAGGGCCUCAUCUCCCCCCUGGAGGGGGCUGAGGGAGAGGCACUGGACCUCCUACACAGCUACACGGAGGAGGAGGAGGAAGAGGACGACGACGAUGAGGAGGAGGAGGAGGAGGAGCUGGCUCAGAGUAAGCUGACUCUGGAAGACUCCUUGACUCUGACUCCCCCCUCCCCCUUCAGGGACUCAGUGUGUUCUGCUGGGUCGGUUCCCGGCUCCCCUGUCUCUGAGUUGGUCCUCUGCAGCCCCCCGAGCUCUGCCUACUCCUCCGUCAUCCUCCAGGACUUCAGACAGAGCUCCUCGACACUGUGA
Molecule: messenger RNA, 14236 nt
Organism: Coregonus sp. 'balchen'
Lineage: Eukaryota; Metazoa; Chordata; Actinopteri; Salmoniformes; Salmonidae
Source: the annotation of a GenBank genome assembly